AUGUUCAGUAGCACAUCAUCUAGUCUUACCUCUAAAUCGGGUCCUCUUCCAGACUUAAGCGAUGACACUUAUAAGUGUGAUCAAGAGGACAGCGGCUUUUUUGAUUACAGUCAGCAAUACAGUCAAAAUAUCUAUGCUACUACGCUAGCUCCUCCUGCCCCUCCGCCUCCUCUUCCACCUCUCCCUUCUACUCAUCCAUCUAUAUCAGAGUACUUGUCAUCUACUUUUCUGCCCACUGAUACAUCCUCCUAUCUCCAAGUUCGAAGUGAUGAGCCAUUCUGUGAUAAGUAUCCCAACAACAAUAGUGACUUUCUCGGUGAUACUUCUUUGGAGGAGCAAAUCCUACCUUCCCUACCCGAACGAAGCUACGACUACAGCAUGCCGCCCACCUCGACAACCCACAGCCUCAAUUCUACUGCCUAUCCAAUGGAAGCAGUUGAAGAGGAGCACUUGGUAGAACCCAAUAAUCAAAUUUUCCGCCCCUUUGUGCAAGAUAGUCGUCCAGCUAUAUAUGCCUAUAGAUCUUUAGCUCAGUCAACACCCCAACAAAAUGAUGUCGGGCCCGGAGAAUGCUAUAAAGCUAACAGUCACAUCUACAUGCAACAGGAGUUUGCAGGCCUGGAUACCUCACACAAUGGAAUGCAAGGGCAAGAUGAACCGCAGACAUCAGGUGAUAUACAAAAGGGGAAAACUGCCCCAAACAGCCAGUUGAAUCCAAAUGCAGUGGCUAUAAUGGAUGAGUGGUACAGGGCGCAUCUAGACAGACCUUAUCCCAAUAAAGAGGAGAAACUGCGUAUGGCUAUCGCUGGGGAUAUUACAGAAACUCAGGUAGGUUCGUGGUUUGCCAACCGACGCAAUCGUAGUAAUAAUACGCGGCCGAAGCAAAAUAUGAAGCGGUUAAAGGCGGCCAUCUGGGCGCUGUGCUGUGAGUAUCAGAAGAUAUGCAAUGGGCUUGUUAAUGCCACGGAAAUGCAGGCAAGGAUAAUCAGUCUAAUCGAGCACCACACCAAAUUCUAA
Molecule: messenger RNA, 1017 nt
Organism: Echinococcus granulosus
Lineage: Eukaryota; Metazoa; Platyhelminthes; Cestoda; Cyclophyllidea; Taeniidae
Product: Homeobox protein Mohawk
Exons: 3
Coding region: 1-1017 (338 amino acids)
Biological process (GO): regulation of DNA-templated transcription
Molecular function (GO): DNA binding
Source: RefSeq, a predicted model, not a curated record